AUGGUCCCUAGCAGGAUCGAACUGCUGAUCUUGGUGUUAUUAGCACCACGCCUUAACCAACUAGGCCAAGGGACCGUUUGUGGAUUAUGUAAAGUAUCUGUCUUAUAA
Messenger RNA from Priceomyces carsonii, 108 nucleotides. RefSeq lists its product as uncharacterized. The record is from RefSeq and is a predicted model, not a curated record. Bases 1 to 108 code for a protein of 35 amino acids. The transcript has a single exon. NCBI's taxonomy places the organism in Eukaryota, Fungi, Ascomycota, Pichiomycetes, Serinales, Debaryomycetaceae.